Enterobius vermicularis (human pinworm) is the source of this 1470-nucleotide messenger RNA. The record is from the annotation of a GenBank genome assembly. Lineage: Eukaryota; Metazoa; Nematoda; Chromadorea; Rhabditida; Oxyuridae.
AUGUUGCUCGAACGUACGGGUCGGCAGUUACUGGAAACCUUAACAUUCUGCCGACGUUAUACUACUUCUUUGCUUCCUGCUGGAGGAAAAGCUUUUAUUAAUGGAGCAUGGGUUAACGCAGAAUCUGGCGAUACAUUUGAAGUAAGGAAUCCGUUUAAUAAUGAUAUGCUGUGCUCUGUAGCCAAAUGUGGUAUUAUUGAUACUGAGAAAGCUGUGAAAGCUGCUAGAGGGGCAUUAGAAAAUUGGUCUUUGAAACUUACUGCGAAGCAGCGCGGAGACCUGCUGCGAAAAUGGUACAACAUUUAUAUAGCGAAACAGAAGGAACUAGCCGAAUUGCUUACACUUGAACAGGGGAAGCCUUUAUCGGAAUCAGUGGGCGAGAUCCGUUACGCCGCAGGUUUCUUUGAUUGGUAUGCUGGUGAAGCCCGCAGGAUUUACGGCCAAAUAGUUCCUCCUACAGCAGUCAACAGAACUCAUUUACACACCAGGGAGCCAAUUGGUGUUGUUGCUAUUAUAACGCCGUGGAAUUUUCCAUCAGCAAUGAUCGCUCGAAAAGCCGGAGCGGCACUUGCAGUCGGAUGUACACUUGUAAUUAAACCUGCUGAAGAUACUCCUCUUUCAGCUUUGGCACUUGCGCAGACUGCAAAGGAGGCUGGUUUCCCUGACGGGGUUUUUAACGUUAUCCCAUCAGAUUUAAAGACGACAGCUGAAAUUUCUAAAUAUAUCUGUGCAAGUCAAGAGCUUUUGCUGGCGCAAUCUGCAAACACUGUUAAACGAGUUUGUCUGGAGCUCGGAGGUAAUGCACCUCUUGUAGUUUUUCCUUCAGCCGAUUUGGAAACUGCUGUGCAGGGUGCAGUAGCGAGUAGGUUUCGAGGAACAGGCCAAACAUGCAUCUCUGCGAAUCGCCUGUUUGUUCAUUCAUCAGUAUAUGAUAAGUUUACCUCAUUAUUGGGAAAUGAAGCCAGAAAACUGGUCGUUGGUAACGGUAUGAAGGAAGGUGUUACGCAGGGUCCUUUGAUUAAUGAACGAGCGGUUAAGAAAAUUGAAGGUUUGGUGUCGGAUGCUGUUUCUAAAGGCGCCAAGGUAGUUUGUGGUGGCAAACGAGGAAAUGAUUCUAAUAUUUUCGAGCCUACUGUAAUAGUCGACGUGCAAAUGAAUAUGGAUAUAGCGCAUACUGAGAUAUUCGGUCCCGUUGCAUCCGUCAUUAGAUUUGAUACUGAAGAAGAGGUGCUAAAGUUAGCUAAUGACACCAGGAGUGGACUAGCUGGUUACAUUUUUACCCGGGAUCCCAGCCAAAUUCAAAGGGUCACUCGUCGUCUGCAAGUUGGAAUGGUCGGUGUCAAUACAGGUCUUAUUUCAUGCGCUGAAGCGGCAUUUGGUGGCGUUAAAGAAAGUGGUCUUGGACGUGAAGGAGCGUCACAAGGGAUUGACGAGUUUUCUCAAUGGAAAUAUAUUUGUAUUUCUCAUUAG